GUGUCGUCGGUCGGUUGUGCAAAACUCGAACGGGAUGUACGCGUAAUCAACUACACUGGACGGUGUUUGGUUUUUAUUGCACCAAAAGGACAUAUCUCCUCAACAUACGCGGUGAUCAAAGCGCACAUGAACAACGGUGAAAACUGCGGUAUUAACCAAUCCGUAAUCCCCCGCCAGGAGCGGUCACAUUCCCGCAGUGAUGAGAUGUGGGACCAAUUUUUAAUUGCUCUCAAUUAACGUGUUAAUCUACCGAUUGAUUGGGUAAAACCAGUGGGGGAGAGUUCGUUGGAGUGUUUUGUUGAUUUCGUUGAAAUGAUAAAGUAUUUUACUGGUGCGUGUCGCUGCCUGCAGGUUGAUUUGCGGUGAAAAGUGUGAUUAAAAAUAAUGGCUUAAAUAAAUAUAAAUGAAAACAACAGCAGGAAUUGAAAUAUUUGUAUCGUUCGGAAUUGAUAUUUCAGUUUGUGUUUGAAAAGAGUGUUUUUCGGUUAUUUGAAUUUAAACGGUUAGUGACAAUAUACUACAGAAGGAAGAAAAUAAUCCAGAGCAAAAACCAACCGAAAUCGAGUUCAUCUGGGAUGCAAAACAAGGAACCGCAAACCAAACGUAUGGCGAUCACGUACUAGAGCACUAGAACUACCGUCGAGAGGAGUUUCACUUCCUGUGUUGUUGGCUCUGUGACAGAGAAGAGAAAUCGCAUUCCACAUUCCUUCGCCAUUCUCAGCGGACUGAGGCGAAAAAUGUAAAAUAAUGCAAAAACCGUCAAGAUGACGAUAAAACUUCACGAGUGCAAACAUAAACAUCAUCAUAAACAUCAUCGCAGCGGCAGCAGUCGUAGAAUUAAUUUCCCUCACCACGAGGGAAGCAGCGGCGCCGAAGUGUUGUGGGUGGUGAAACCGGAAGAAGUUGUGAAUAGUGCGAAUUGUGAAGAUGGUGAGCUAGCGCAACGUAACGCGACCUGGCUGCUGCCUGGUGCUGUGAAUAGUUCAAGCCGUGUGGUUUUUCACCAGCAUCCAGCACCGGAAAGUACGCCGAUAACUGAUGAAUACAGUAGUAACAGUAGCGGUCCCCAUGAUCGUCAGCCGAUAACGACUCAGUCACACAACCAACAACAAUACCACCUCCACCAGCAUACGAACAGUUUUAGCCAUCCAAAUAGCUGUAUUUCCAAAUUUUACCGUUAUCAAUUCCUGCGAACCAUAAUCGUAUUGUACAUAGCCCUAGUGGCAGUUAUAGCAAAUGCAGUGGCAGCAUUCGAGCCCGAUUUCGUAUACCCUCUGGAAAAUGUUACGGUAGCAAAAGGACGUGACGCGACGUUUACAUGCGUCGUAAAUAACCUCGGUGGUUAUAGGGUGAGUGCGGAGGCAACUCCAGCUAGGGUAGCAUGGAUUAAAGCGGAUGCGAAGGCGAUUCUGGCGAUCCACGAGCACGUGAUCACCAACAAUGGGCGGCUCUCGGUGACGCACAAUGACUACAACACCUGGACGCUAGUGAUCCGGAACGUUAAGAUGGAGGACCGAGGUGUGUACAUGUGCCAAGUCAACACGGAUCCAAUGAAAAUGCAGACUGCCUUCCUCGAGGUUGUGAUUCCGCCGGACAUCAUCUACGAGGAGACGUCCGGGGACAUGAUGGUCCCAGAGGGCGGCUCGGCCAAGUUGGUGUGCAAGGCGCGAGGUUAUCCGAAACCGAAAAUCACCUGGCGACGAGAGGACGGCCGAGAGAUAAUCGCACGUAACGGCACCCAUGGGAAGAUGAAAGCAAUGGUCGUGGAAGGCGAGAUGCUAUCGCUUACCAAGGUGACACGUUCCGAGAUGGGUGCGUACAUGUGCAUCGCGUCAAACGGCGUUCCACCGUCAGUGAGCAAACGGAUGAAACUGCAAGUACAUUUUCAUCCGCUGAUACAAGUGCCGAACCAGCUUGUAGGCGCCCCACUGGGAACCGAUGUGACACUCAUCUGCAACGUCGAAGCAUCGCCCAAGGCAAUCAACUACUGGCAGCGAGAGAAUGGCGAGAUGAUAAUCUCCAACGACCGCUACUCGAUGAACGAAAACGAAAGCUCAAUGUACGCGGUGCAGAUGACGCUCGUGAUCCGGAAACUGCACAAAGCCGAUAUGGGUGGAUACAAGUGCAUAUCGAAAAACAGCAUCGGUGAUGCCGAGGGAACGAUACGGUUGUAUGAGAUGGAACUACAGAAAAAGACUAAAUCUGCACACAGACUGAAUAGCGUUGAGGAUAUAUCUAUAAAUGAUGAAAUCAACUCCACGCCAAAUGUUGACCAACCCGAGGAGAAUAACAAAAUACACAAAAACGGACGCCUGUACAAGGGCCUACAGGGUAGUGAGCCUGAUCUAAUAAGCCCAUCGAGUGCUUCCGGCUACCAUCAGUUCUUCCACAUAUGCCAUUUGCCCCACAGAGUUCAUCAAUCGUCGUGGUCCGGUGGGGCAAAACUUUUAAUUGUCCUGCUGGUACAUCUCCGUCAACUGAUAGCACGAAUAUUUUUACAAAUCUUCCAAAUGGUGGGGCACUCCUGCUGUUGGCGCCGAUGCUCUACAGCCAUUUCGCACAGGAUACGCGCGCCAUCGGUUGUGUUAGGCCCAUUGUUGUGAUUCUUGCCGCUGUUUGUGCUCCUCUGGCUUGGAGACGCCACUUGUUUGAAUGCUGCGAAUGAGAUCUUCCAUGGAACGCAUGAAAAAUGCUGCUACCGUUGACAAAUUGAGAAGUACAAGAGAUAGGGUGAAAAUCCAUCACUCAUCCAUCGCAUCGACCGCCAUUGAUACGCGAGGAUUUCAAACUGUUUUCCAUGACUCUUGACGCAAGUUACUGUUCUGAAACCUCUAACGGGGAGGGUUAGGUCAAGGAAAUAGCAUAAUCGUUUUCUCUGUAUAUUUUAAGAGCAAGUGCCAAAACGAUACUAAAUUACAAACUGCUAAUGAUAAGGCGGCAAAAGGUGAACCGGUUGAAAAUUGGAGGAAAUCAGAUGACAGGAUCGCAAAAAACCAUACACACACGUUCAUGAAAAGUUAUAUUCAUAUUCAUAGCUAAUAAAAGUGGCAAAAAAUUGUAUGAAAUAUGCCGCACGCAUAGAUAUGAGUGUGCUGUGAAAACGGAAAGAAAGUUUUUAUUAUGAAUAAAGAUGUGGCGCUUAUUGUUACGAUGUGGAAAAUAGUGAUAAUAACAAUUUGAUUAUCACGCCAGGAAAACAAAACAAUUAAACGAAAACAGAAAAUACACUACGCUAUUUACUACAAUAGAUGUAAACAAUUAUCAUCACUCCGAAACACAAAACAAUUUAGCCAAUUUACAUGAGGUAAAAACAGUUCUAAAAGAGGAACAUAUUAUUACAGAUUAUGAACUAGAGGUAACAAACAAAUGUGGCGCACACAAUAACGAAUUGAUGCAUUUGCGCAUGUGAAAUUCCAAACGCUAUGAUAUUGCAAAUAUUACCGAUGAACAUAAUUAAUGCGAUUGUAAAUACGAAUAAAAGUAAGAAUAUGACAAUUCAUACUAUAAGAUAGAUAAUAAUAACUAUAAAUAAAGUAAU
Toxorhynchites rutilus septentrionalis is the source of this 3538-nucleotide messenger RNA. RefSeq names its product lachesin-like. The record is from RefSeq and is a predicted model, not a curated record. Bases 765 to 2603 code for a protein of 612 amino acids. NCBI's taxonomy places the organism in Eukaryota, Metazoa, Arthropoda, Insecta, Diptera, Culicidae. The transcript has 12 exons. Gene Ontology annotation, cellular component: neuron projection.